Molecule: messenger RNA, 276 nt
Organism: Staurois parvus
Lineage: Eukaryota; Metazoa; Chordata; Amphibia; Anura; Ranidae
Source: the annotation of a GenBank genome assembly
CUUCUGCCGUUGUAUAUAAACGGCCCCUCCUUCCCCCCCCCCCAUCCGGGACGGUGGCACUGCAGGGUCGGCACCGCGAUCCCGUGCCCACUGUGUCCUCCGGACACAGUGAAACACCGAUCAUCGGACGGGACCUCUGUACGAGGUCCCGAUCAUGUGAUCACUGAUUGGCCAAUCAGUGAUCACAUGCAAAGUAGUAAGCAAGAUGUCACUUCUGACAUCAUUGCUUACUAUGUGUGAAAUCUGUGAAUGAUCAGAGGUCACAUGGUACAAGGC